Molecule: messenger RNA, 1641 nt
Organism: Symbiodinium natans
Lineage: Eukaryota; Dinophyceae; Suessiales; Symbiodiniaceae
Source: the annotation of a GenBank genome assembly
AUGGCUGAAGAGACGAAGGAGCAGAGCUGCGCGCAGUUCGCCUUGUUCGUGACGCUGAAGAUCAUCGGCGUCCUGGUCGCGCUGUACUUCUUUCUGGCCGGUCUGAGCUUGAUGGGAGGAUCUUUUGGUGCUCUUGGGGGCAAGGGAGCAGGCGAGCUCUUCACGAUCACUGACAACCCCAUCGCAGGUCUCAUGGUGGGAGUUUUGGCCACGGUCCUGGUGCAGUCAUCCUCCACCAGCACAAGCAUCGUGGUGGGUUUGGUGGGUGCCGAUGUCUUGACUCCGCGCCAGGCAAUCCCAAUCAUCAUGGGCGCCAACAUCGGAACAUCGGUGACCAACACCAUUGUGUCAAUGGCACAUGCGGGAGAUCGCCUCGAACUUGAGCGUGCCUUCUCCGGAGCAACAGUGCACGACAUGUUCAACAUGCUUUCCGUCCUGACGCUGCUCCCGUUGGAGAUCAUCACCGCCGCCAUCUCCGGUGAAGGAGGCCUGCUCUAUUGGAUCUCCCGGGGGUUGACGGAAGCAGCCGUUGGCGGAGCAGAGACGGACCUGACCUUCCCAUCCCCAACCAAGGAGAUUGUGAGCCCAUUGGUGAAGGCAUUCCUGUCCAAGGACAAGAACGUCGUGAAGGCCUUGUCCUUUGGUGAGCCUCCUGCCUACACAAUGCCCUCAGGCUCCGGCACUUACUACUGCGUGAGUUCAGCCAUGAGCUCGGCUUGGAAGAAGGUUGCGGAGGAUGCCUACGAGGGCCUGACAAGCUGCAGUGGCUUCGCAAACGAAUGUGAUAACGGUAGCAGCUGCUACACGGAUGCCGGCGACUACUACACCAAUGAGAUUGCCGGUGCCAGGCUCAUCGGCAAGGGCUUCCUGAAAGAGGCAGGCGACGUGGCGGGCGGCAUCAUCGGGCUCAUCAUUUCGCUGGUGGUGCUGUGCACAGCUUUGUACGUCUUGGUGCGGCUCUUGCAGAGCCUCGUGAUGGGCCAGGCAAAGAAGGUGAUCAUGAAGGGCACCAACAUGAACGACUACUUGGCCAUGUUGCUAGGUCUGGUGAUCACGAUCAUUGUGCAGUCGAGCUCUGUGACCACGUCUGCCUUGACUCCUCUUGUUGGCAUCGGAGUUCUUCCUGUGCACAAGAUGUUGCCCAUGACUCUUGGGGCCAACAUCGGCACAACCUGCACUUCCAUCCUGGCUGCCUUUGCUGUCAUGAAGUUCAACAGCAUCCAGAUUGCCUUCUGCCACCUGCUCUUCAAUCUCAUUGGGAUCCUCAUCUGGUUCCCAGUGCCUCUGAUGCGCAGGGUGAUUGUGCGAGCCGCCUGCACCCUUGGCUUCUACGCCUCAUACUGGCGACUGGUGCCCCUCAUCUACAUCCUGGUGAUGUUCGUGGCCGUGCCAGGUGUUUCCCUGGGCAUUUCGUUGCUCUAUUCAGCCAGCGUGGCUGCAGGUGUCGUUUGCACAAUCCUGGCUCUGGGUAUAGUGGGCGCAUUCAUCUUCUGGUGGGUGCGCAUGGGUGGCUGCUACAAGGUCGUGAGCCAGGAGGAGCGGGAGGCACGCAAGGCCGAGAUCGAGGAGGAGAUGGGUGUUGUGGGUGAGAAGAAGGCAGCCCCAGAGGCUGACGCAACACCAGUGGAAUUAUCUGUCUAA